Messenger RNA from Pedinophyceae sp. YPF-701, 816 nucleotides. Lineage: Eukaryota; Viridiplantae; Chlorophyta; Pedinophyceae. The record is from the annotation of a GenBank genome assembly.
AUGCCGCCCAGGAGGGCCCCGACGGCCUACUUUUUGUUUUCGCACGACGAGCGGGCGGCUGCGACCGAGGAAUGGCGCGCGAAGCACCCGGACAAGCAGUCCGUAGCCGUUGCCGAGGUCGCGUCGAUCCUCGGCGAGCGCUGGCGCGCGCUGCCGGACGACGCGAAAGCACGCUACCAGGAACAGGCCGCUGCGCGCGCGGCCGAGCUCGCGGAGCAGGUCGCGCAGGAGGAGGUUGAGCGCGAGGAGCACGCCGAGGCGCAGACGGCCGCGAAGACCUUUGCGUUCCCGCUCACAACGGUCAAAAAGAUUAUACUUGCGGACAGCGAGAUUAAGCGCGUGGCGAAGGACGCGGCGCUGACGCUGAACAAGGCGUGCGAGCUGUGGCUCGGCGCGCUCGCGGCGGGCGCCGCGGGCGCGGCGCGCGACAAGGGCCGCCGCACAGUCCGACUGGAAGACCUGACGCAGGCCAUGAGUCAGGACCCGGCGCUGUACUUCUGCAGGGAGCACCUCGCGACGUACGUGCAGCCGGAGGUCGAGGAGCGGCAGGAGGAGCGGAAGGCGGCGCUGGCGGCUGCGAAGAAGAAGCAGGGCGAGGCGGAGGACGCGGGGGCGCCGGAGGGGGGGCGUGCGAGCGGGGACGAGAACGCGCAGGCGGGGGGGGGCGAGGGGGGGGUCUCUAGCGCGCGGAAGCGCAGCGGCGGCGGCGAGGCGGCGGAGGGCGCGAGCGCGGAGAAGAAGAAGGCGAAGGUGUCGAAGCGCGAGGCCGCUGCGGCGAACACGCGCAGCAUCGCCACAUUCUUCACAAAACCGUGA